CGAAGUCAAGAGUGUGGUAAAGAGUGAUGACAUAGGUUUACUUUUCACAUUAGACUCUAGACUCUAAAUCAGCUUUCAGUAACGAGUCCAAAAAGCCAUUUUCUUCGGCUACCGUGCUACAAGAUGAGGAGAAGAGUGGAUGAAGCUGCUGGGUCUGAACAGACUGAGAAGAAACCAGCAAAAGGCAAAAAGGCUGUGGAAGCGCGAGCGAGGUCUUCAUGGAAAGUGUGGCUGAAAUGGACGUUUCUAGCCCUCUGUGUCCUAUAUGUGGUCACUCCGUUUCUACUGAGGCUGUUUCCUGGCAUUGUACAGCACCUGGUUUAUUCACAUGCAAUACUGUACUUCGUUGACCUGAGCCGUCCUGCUGACCUUGGUCUAAACCACACCGUUAACAUGUACCUGACCUCAGAAGAGGGGGUGACACUAGGCGUGUGGCACACUGUCCCUGAGAACAAGUGGAAGGAGGCCCAAGGGAAAGGGCUGGACUGGUACGAGAAGUCUUUGGGUGAUGGAUCGCCUGUUUUCAUCUAUCUUCAUGGCAACACAAAUAACAGAGCAGCCCCCCAUCGAAUAGCAGUUGCAAAUAUUCUAAGCUCUCUUGGCUAUCAUGCAGUGGUUAUGGAUUACAGAGGAUUUGGAGACUCCACUGGUGAGCCCACAGAGCCUGGGCUGACCACUGAUGCCCUCUACCUGUACCACUGGGUGAGGGAGCGCAGUAAGGGCAGUCCAUUGAUCAUAUGGGGACAUUCACUUGGCACUGGAGUGUCAACUAACACUGCAGUUAAAUUACAAGAACAAGGUAACCCUGCUGAUGGAGUGAUACUUGAGGGUGCAUUCAAAACAGGAAAAGUACCACCAGGAUACCCCCAUCCUUUCACCUGGUAUUAUUGGAAGUUUCCCUACAUUCAGUACUUUUUCCAGGACAGAUUAAAAAAUAAUAAAUUCACCUUUCCCAGUGAUGAAAAUGUGCAGAAAAUGAGGAUGCCUCUUCUAAUCCUUCAUUCUAAAGAUGACCAUUUAGUGCCCUACCAGAUAGCUGAGGAGUUCUAUAGCACGGCAAAAAGCGCCAUGAAGUCAGAUGAUCGAGUCAAGCUGGUGUUGUUUGAUGCAUCUCAUGGAUAUCUUCAUAAUGGACUGUACAGGGACCCUGCUUUGCCAGGCAUCAUAAGGGAGUUUGUUGACAGCAUAAUCUAGAGGCAUCAAGAAGAGUGUGUCUGGAAGCAAGAAGUUUUCAUCUUCAUAUAUUCUUCCUCUGAAGUAUUCAGACAUGCACUGAUUUAAAACUGCAGAGCGUCACAGAUGUUUGCCUUUAACACUUCAGUUUUGCUGCAAAGAUCAUUCCUCUGCUUAGGUUAGAAGUGCAACUUCAGCAGAUGUUAUCCUGCAGAAUUCAUCAUUCAUUUGUGGAUUAAACAUACAUAGUAAAAUGUUGAAGUGAGCAGAAGCUGUUUUGUGUUUUUGGGGUUUGAAUUGAUGCAAAUUAUUGCUUUUGUUCAUCUGAAAUAAAUUUAGCGUUUUAUCAUUUCAUUCUAUGUAUUUCUUUAAUUUGAACACCUAUCAAACUACUGGUUACCUCAAAGUCAUUUUAGGUUGAAUGGACAUAUAUGUAUAUGAAAGUAUAUAUACAGUAUAUGAAAUGAAAUUUAUGAUGAAUAUCGUUGUGAAUAUUGACUCAUUUGAAUUAUCAGAAGUGAAUGUUGAGUGUAUUUUGUCAGCGAUUGUCAAGUGAGCAAAAAAUGAAUGAUGAGUGGUGAAUGAGCACUUACUGAUUUGAUGAUGUGUAAUAAAAGAAAAUAAAAGUC
This is a messenger RNA of Pygocentrus nattereri (red-bellied piranha), 1802 nucleotides long. RefSeq lists its product as uncharacterized. Gene Ontology annotation, biological process: phosphatidylserine catabolic process; monoacylglycerol catabolic process. Gene Ontology annotation, molecular function: monoacylglycerol lipase activity; phosphatidylcholine lysophospholipase A1 activity. NCBI's taxonomy places the organism in Eukaryota, Metazoa, Chordata, Actinopteri, Characiformes, Serrasalmidae. Gene Ontology annotation, cellular component: endoplasmic reticulum membrane. The transcript has 13 exons. The coding region runs from base 124 to 1194 and encodes 356 amino acids. The record is from RefSeq and is a predicted model, not a curated record.